Messenger RNA from Caenorhabditis angaria, 1987 nucleotides. Lineage: Eukaryota; Metazoa; Nematoda; Chromadorea; Rhabditida; Rhabditidae. The record is from the annotation of a GenBank genome assembly.
AUGGUUGAACCAGAAAAACAUUAUCUGGAAUGCAAAGAUAUUUCAUAUAUGACAGCAAUUGCUCAAGGAGGAUCAUGGUUAGUUUCUCAUUUGAACUUAUGAAUUUUGUAAAAGCCUAAUUAAGGUUCUCGAAAAUUUACCGGCCUCCUUCAGUCUUUCAAAUUUUGAAAAAUGUUAGCUUCACAGCUAAAUCAGGUGAAGUUCAUGCAGUUGUAGGAGUCACAGGUAAGAUGUUUUAUUUACUGAAAGUCGCUAAAAAUUUCACAUUAAGAAUCUGGAAAAACAACACUGUUUGAAUCUCUGAGCUCUGGAGUUGGUGGAGAUAUUGGUGGAAUUGCAAUGCUUGAUAAAUUCAUGUUAACAAGUACGGUAACCACUACGGUAAGAUCAUGCAAUUUAUCUGAAUAUCAAAUUUAGAACGUCGGUUUAACAAAUAUUGUGCUUAUUCAAAUUACCGUGUCACUUUUCCUUCAACUCUUUCAAUUCGAUCACUUCUUUAUUAUCAUGCACGACUCUAUCUUUCUUCGAUUUUGACAAGUUUAGAAAUUGAUCAUCGGGUAAUAAUUUGAAAAAUGUUUUAAUUCUGAACAUACGUUUUUCAGCUGAACGAAUUAAUGGGAAUUUUUGAUAUUCUCGGUUAUUCUGAAGAACGUCUCAAAGAUUUAACUGUCAGUGCCAAAAAACGAGUUCUUACUGUAAUUGAACUUUUAAAAGAUCCAGUUCUAAUUCUUCUCGAUGAUCCAAUAUCAGAUUUAACUCCAUUAUCUUCAUAUCAACUAAUUUAUGCACUACAAUAUUAUGCAGCAAAAUACAAUCGAAUUGUUAUUAUUUCUUUAAGAAAUAUUCGAUCAGAUUUGUAUCAUUUGAUUGGUUCAGCCACAUUUCUUUUUUACGGACAAGUUGCUUAUAGUGGACUAAUGAAUAAUUUGGUUGCUCAUUUUAGUAAAGCAGGUUAUGAUUGCCCAAAAAAUGAGAAUCCGGCAGCGUAUUACUGUAAGUUUCUCAAUUAUUUUUUAACCGAUUAGAAUUUAUAUUUUUCAGUAGCACUUUUGACAGUUGAUAAAGAAACAAUGGAAAGUGUGAUGGAAACCCAUGAAAUUGCAACAAAUCUGAUAUCAUUUUAUGAAGAGCAAUCAAAAGAAACAGAAACAACAGCAACAAAUACAUUUCUUGAAAAUUUGCGUAAAAACACAAGAUUUCCUGUGAUUUUUCGAAUUUUAAUCAGUCGAUUUUUGGCAAUUCUAUUAAGUUCUCCUCGAUUAACAUUGAGUUUAUUGAUUUGUUUGCCAAUUUUUGGAUUUAUUUUGUCUUUUAUUUCUUUGCCACAAUCAUAUUUCUUCUGGAAAAAUAUCAGUUUCAUAUAUUUGGUUCUUCAAUUCAUAUCACUUUUACCAAUUUGUAAGUUCUUAUUUUUAUUUCAAUCAAAAUUAAAAUUUGAAAAAUAUUGCAGAUUCUGAAAUGCGUAACUUGUCAUUUCUUGAAAUCACAUGUUACUCUCAAUCUCUACAUACCGUAGUUUUUCUAUUAUUUUUCAUAAUAUUCACUGGUUUUCAAGCAUUUUUGUUCACUGGAAUAUUAAUUUGGUCAACGAGUUUUGAAUUUUAUCUCGAAGUUGGAUUUAUUCUAUUGCUUUUAUCAAUAUUUGGAUAUUCAAUAUUUACUAUUUCUUCGAGAUAUUUCAAAAAGUUCGAAAACAUAAUUUUGGUUCAAACAGUAAUAUUAUUGAUUUUUCAUACAUUUGCAAAUGGAUUUCAAGAUUCCAAAUAUCUACAGUACUUUUCAUUGGCUAACCCAUUUACUUAUUCAAAUUAUAUAUUUUCCACUAUAACUUCUUUGAACUCUACUGAUAUUUGUGAAGGUCCAAAAUAUUAUUGCAAGUAAGUUCGAAUAUUUUAAUUUUUCAAAUUAUUUUUUAUUUCAUCUAUCAGUAUGCUGUCUACUCUUCACAUCGAUCUUUUUCCGUCGCCUUUUCCUUCAAGUUUUCUAA